Molecule: messenger RNA, 2325 nt
Organism: Zygotorulaspora mrakii
Lineage: Eukaryota; Fungi; Ascomycota; Saccharomycetes; Saccharomycetales; Saccharomycetaceae
Exons: 1
Coding region: 1-2325 (774 amino acids)
Source: RefSeq, a predicted model, not a curated record
AUGUCAGCUGAAGUUGCCAAAUUCAUUAAACAUGUGUCAUUCGAUGAUCUUGCACCCACUAUGAUUGACGAUCACGCGCAAGCUUUGAAAGCCAGCAACAAACAUAUAGGGUUCAAUAAUCAGUUUCUGCACGUUCCACCGCAGUUCAAUCCGAUGUACCAUACCGAGGCGUAUGAUUUCGGUGACUGGUCCUUCACUAGUAGAAGUCCAAACUCCAGAUCGGGAAGGAGAUUGUCUGAUCAGAAUUCGACCCAUAGAGAUAAAGUGGAAAAAAUGUUUGCAUUCACCAUGCCUCCGCCACUAGGUGGGAAGAAGGACUCGCGAAGCUCCUUGAAUGAUGGUGUAUAUCGAAGCCGAAGUGGCUCUCCACUGAGAAGCUCAUUGUGCCCACGGUUACCACCUCCACCUGACGUCUCAUCAUUGAAACCAACAAAGAGAACCGUGGAUGAACAGGGGGUUAUUACCGAUUACAACGUUGCAGAUCUGGAUUUUGAAACGGAAAAGAAAAUGAAUAAAGAAACUCUAAGAAAUACACAGGCAAAUUCAGGAUCCAGCAAUGGCUUUACACAGUCUGCCUUUGCAAAUUUAAACGAAUUGGAGGAUAGAUUAAAUCCGAAGAAUAGUAACGCGCAAAAGCUUUCCAAAGGAACAGCUGGUAAUGAAAAGAAAAAGACUAGAAAAAGCUUUGCUGAUAUGAGCGAUAAAGAGUUAGCAGAACUGGAAGAUUUUUAUGCAUCGCAAAGUAGAUCGAGUGCCAGCGCGCCAACAAUUGAUAAAUUUGAUUUCAGGGAGCAAAAUCCUCUUUUCCUCGAUGAUAUUACUAAAAAGAAUUCAUCAAAUAUUGACCCGUUGGCGGCUAUUUAUCCCUCGAGACCGGUGGUAAAUCAUAGGGCCAUUUCGAUAACUUUGGAGCACAAGGACUACGAACAGUUUGUUGAAAAUGUAAAUAUAAGGACGGGUUCUAAGAAACCUGAAGAAUCGCUCGUAGCUUUGAGAAUAGUAAACUGUUAUAUUUCUGGCAAACGCUACACAUGGUCAUCAGCAGACUGGUAUGUCGAAAAUAUGAUUGAAAACGGUGAUCAUUUGGUAAUUGUUACCACGAUACCAUUUUUUGAAAAAGAAGUUGAAGAAUCAGAUGAUGCGUUAUCAUGGAAACGUCGAUCACAAACACAUAAGUUAGAGAGAAUGAUGUCGGCAGAACAUAUCAUGGGCAUUUCAGAUUCAGAUAAUGAAUCAAAAUCAACAGACAACGGAACAACGAAUUCUGCAGAUCAUUUGUCCAAAAGUGCCAGAAUUCAAGCCAUCCAUGAAGAGGCGAGAAAAAAAUGUAACAAAAUUUUAAGUUAUUAUGCUUCAAGAAUUGGUGAUAAAAUUGUUAAAAUUACUAUUGAAAUGAUAAAGGACGAGAAUUUAGUCGAUGCUAUGACAAAAGCUGCUGCUUUGUAUAAACCGGAUAUUCAAAUCGUUAGUACAGUGAGUACAAAUUUACAAAUUAAAUUUAGAAAUGGCUUCGUUAAACUACCCUUCUUUGUCAUGAGACAUUAUUCUAUGCCAAUAGUUGUGAUACCGUUUGAAUUCAUUGAUCCGAGAGUACUGGGAGAAGAUGUCACAGUAACAAGUGAGGAGAAAGUUAAAGAAAAAGUCAAAUUGAAGGCUCCAUGCAAAGGCGAAAGAGUUGAGUUACUUGACUCAAUCAUUGAAAGAACAUUGGUUAAUCCAUUUUUGUCUGAGAGUAGAGACGAGUGCGAUAAAGAUAAGUUCACUGAUAAUGACAAUGAUUCCGUGGUGGCAUCUGUAAAUGAAUAUUUUCCAAUCUCGCCAGAGAAGAAAAGAGACAUAGAAUCAUUCGAAAGGUUGGGCUACAGACGAGCACCACCUACGCGAGCUAAUUUUUUCGCAACUGCCAAUGGCACUGGCAAUGUGGAUGGUAGUAGAUUACACCCAGUAAGUACCGGUGGUAGUUCAAAGAGAAGUUCAAGGAUACAAUACGAUGAUGGCAUAUACAAAGUCAAAUCUUUGAUCGAUGAUCUUAGCGAUGAAGGAGACGCAAGAAACGAUCGGAAACAGACACCCACAUCUUAUUCGCGGAUAAGAAAGACCAAAUCGAUGGGCGGCGCUCUUUCAUCCACUUCGUCUCCUCCACAGUCGGGAUCAUCUACUUCGAAACACCCAAUGCUAAGCAAGUUUAAAUCACAGAAUGAUUCGAUACCGUCGUCAAGCACUUCCAGGAAUACAGGUAAUUCUUCAAGCAACCCAGCAAAUAGUGCACCUACCAAAACUAAGAAAAAAGGGUUCGCCUCCCUAUUCCGGAAAGUUUUCAAAUGA